AUGGAUAGCUCGCCCCAGCCGCCAGUGCGCAUCAUCCCUACGUCCUCCACGAAGCUCUCGCCGACGCAGGCUUUGGACGCGUUAGACGAGUUCAUGGCGGAUUUUCAGGAGAGGAGUUCGCCGUUGAAGGGGGGCGAUAAUACCGUCACUGUCCAGCUCCAGAAAUUGAGCGCGGCGCUACAGCAGGAGGAGGAGGCGAACCGUUCGAGGAUUCUUAUUGGGCGGUGCUCGUCCGAGUCCUGGUUCCACACUUUCCUGUCCUCGUACUACUCGAAUGCAUCCAUGUCCUUGUUCGCCCGAUGA
Messenger RNA from Stereum hirsutum FP-91666 SS1, 303 nucleotides. RefSeq lists its product as uncharacterized. The coding region runs from base 1 to 303 and encodes 100 amino acids. The record is from RefSeq and is a predicted model, not a curated record. The transcript has 2 exons. Lineage: Eukaryota; Fungi; Basidiomycota; Agaricomycetes; Russulales; Stereaceae.